ACGAACGCAGACAUAAGAGCACCAGCAGUAACAGCAUCUCCUCCACCUGAAGAGCCUCCCCUGAUGGCGGGAGCGAAUGGCAGCUCAUUAACCAAGAAGCGGAAGAAGGAAGGCCUGAAGCCCAUCAUCACAAGAGAAGGACCAGCACCGGGGUAAGCCAUGAUUUCCUUUCAAUGUGUGGUGCCACUGCAUUGCCUUCCCUUUGCUCAUCUGCCUCCGCCUCUGCCUCUGCCUCUGUCAGCGCAAGCAGCAAAGACAUGCACAUGUUGGUACAAGCUGGCUGCAAUCUGCAGCCCGAACCGUCUAGACUCCGAGGUGUCAUGGCUAUCAUCGAUGCGGGGCUGGGCUGGGCUGGUCGAAUCCCGGGGCUCUGGACCAUCAAUCAAGCAAGCAACCAAAGCAGCCAGUAUGUCGAGCUACUGGAACUUCAGAGGAUCGAUAUCGUUGCGCGCGGCAUCAAGUCCUCCUGCCACGCCACGACAAUUCAAUUCAAUUCAAGAAACAAGAACGUGGAAGAAAGGUACAAGGUUGCUUCCGCCACGCACAGCUGUACCUUUUGGAAUGACUAGCGCGCACAGCUGGGGUUCCCGAGGACGGACCUGUCCACCUGUUCCAAGGAUGAUUUUGGGCCGCAACUUGCCUGCCCCCAGACUGACUGCAGUGUGGUCAGCACUGUGCGCACUUCUGUCACAACCACAGGCCUGCCUACCUUUAGACAAGGUAGAGAGUGUGCGAAAGAGGGGUCAUGAUCGCCAUUUGGGAAAACCCGCUUUCGCCAGCUGUCACGACGUUGCAUCUCUCGAGUCUGAUUUGCGACUUUGCCCAGCGCCAGUGCAUGCAAGCGCCUGCCGGACUGUUUCUUUUUCGGGCUCCGUCUGGUAUUUCUCAAUCGCGUCUGUCAAUUUGUCUUCGUUUUUGCGACCCAAAAGCCCAUUGUGUUCUUCCGCCACUCUCUACCAAGACCUCGAAGCUUCCCAUCCGCCUUGAUUGUUUGAUUGAGCAUUUUGUAUCCUGUAGUACGGGUCACAGAGCGGACACCAUGAUGAAGAAAAGGUCGCAUUAGUCUUGGCCCCAACAUCAAACCCCAUCCACACCUUUCCCUCUAUUGCCCCCACCACUACUCGUGUCAAAAUCUCUCACACUGUCCCUCGCUGGCGCUGGGCGCUUCGUCCGCUGAUAAGCCUCUCCAACCCGGGCCCAAUCUUUGCCAUUCAGUGUUUGUUGCCAGC
Pseudomassariella vexata is the source of this 1229-nucleotide messenger RNA. RefSeq lists its product as uncharacterized. Lineage: Eukaryota; Fungi; Ascomycota; Sordariomycetes; Amphisphaeriales; Pseudomassariaceae. The transcript has a single exon. Bases 160 to 987 code for a protein of 275 amino acids. The record is from RefSeq and is a predicted model, not a curated record.